Chironomus riparius is the source of this 2090-nucleotide messenger RNA. The record is from the annotation of a GenBank genome assembly. Lineage: Eukaryota; Metazoa; Arthropoda; Insecta; Diptera; Chironomidae.
CUGGCAGGGCAAGAAGUUAUUAAUUUUCGCCGUUUUGCAUUUUCAAGUGAUAAUAAAUUUUUAAAAUUUUUCUCUCUCGUUCCUUUUUUGGCGUGACAUAAAACUGCAUCAUCAUCAUCAUCAUCUGCUUGAGGGCAAAUAAGCUCUUGAUGUGUGUAAUAUUUGUAUACACACUCACACACACAGACAUUUGCAAACACGAAACUCAUAAAUAAUAAAAGAGCACAUUGGAGGCACAAAGAAAAUAAAAUAAUAUAAAAAGUUUCUGAAAGUUUUUUUUUCUUGUGAGUUUUUUAUUCUACGCAAGAAGAUGUCAUAAAUUUUUGACACCGUUUAGUGGGAAGAGCUUUUACUCGUAUAUUUUUAUUGUCCUAAUAUAAUGCUGAAACAAACUCAAUUUUCAUAAAUAAACAUACAUGUUUCGAUUCAUGGACAAAAUUGGACACAAGCUUUUUUUUAAAACAAAUAUUAUGCUUGGAAAUUCUGUAACAUACACAUUUUCAUGUCAGAGCAUAAAAAUUUGAUGGAAUUUUAAUUAAUGCAAAGUGCCUCGCAAAAAUUCAAUACCUAAAAUUGGAUUAAAAAAAUUCUAAUGAUUGAAUCAAAUAUGAAUAAACAUUUGAAAAAGUGAAAAAUGUGAAUAUUUGUGAGUUAGAAAAUAGAAAAUAUAAAAAAAUUUUAAUGGUAAUGACAUCAAUUGGUGGCCAUUUGGCUCACCAAAUGCAAUCAGAAAAUUGUAAUAGUGAUCUAGUACAACAUUCAUUUAUAAUGAACCAUCACCACCAUUCGGAAGACAUUCAUCCUAUAUUAACUACAAAUAUUAAGAAACAAAAUUUUUCGAAUUGCGUUGGGUGUGGAAGACAAAUUCAUGAUCAAUAUAUUCUUCAGGUUGCACCAGAUCUCGAAUGGCAUGCAGCAUGCCUAAAAUGUCAAGAAUGUCGUCAAUUCUUGGAUGAAAGCUGUACAUGCUUUGUUCGUGAUGGCAAAACUUAUUGCAAACGAGAUUAUGUUAGAUUAUUUGGUACUAAAUGUGAUAAAUGCGGAUGCUCAUUCAGUAAAAAUGAUUUUGUGAUGCGAGCAAAAUCGAAAAUUUAUCAUCUCGAAUGCUUUCGAUGUACAGCAUGUUCUCGUCAUUUAAUACCAGGUGAUGAAUUUGCAUUAAGAGAUGGUAAUUCACUAUUUUGCAAAAUGGAUAACGAUGCACUCGAUAAAUUAGCACAAUCGGAAUUGGACUCAUCGGGAAUUGAAUUCCGGGACGGAAAUAAUCAAAUAACAACAAACAGUACGGGUAGCAACAAUAAUUCGAGUGAAUUUGGUUCCAUGUCAGAGUCUGAAAGUGAAACGGGAUCGACAAAAAAUGUACGUGUUCGAGGGAAAUCAUCAGGUUCGAGUGAUGGCAAGACACGAGUUAGAACGGUACUCAAUGAGAAACAAUUGCACACACUGACAACAUGGUUUCAAAUGAAUCCAAAACCAGAUGCAUUGAUGAAAGAGCAACUUGUUGAGAUGACUGGUCUUUCACCGCGUGUUAUUCGUGUGUGGUUUCAAAACAAGAGAUGUAAACAUAAUAAGAAAGCAAAUCAGCUCAAAAUUCAAAUGGAACAAGAGAAGGAAAUGAAACAAAUUGGUUAUGGCCGGAUGCAUGGAAUUCCACUGAUUGCAGCAAGUCCAGUAAGAAAUGAAGAAUCGCCGGUCAAUUUGCAAAGCUUUGAUGUAACUUCAUUUCAACCACAAUGGAAAAUGAUUUCAGAUUUAGCCAUGAACGCUGAUUUGAAAAAUAAUGGAAUGAUGCAUUCCCCUGCAUAUCAAGAUAUUGUAAAUCAGAUUUCCUGUCAUUUCCGAGAUGUAAGUGUAUAAGCUUCAAUUUGCUGUAUAAAACAAAACAUUAAACAAAAUAAAAAAGUAAUUGAUGGCGGUUAUAUGCAAUAAGAAUGAUGUGUCAAGAACAGAUGAAACUUCUUCGCUUUCAAUGCGCAACUUUGCAUCUAGAUGUGAAUAAAAUGUGUUAAAAACCUUUAAAGACAUGUGUAAUUACAAUUGUGAGAACAAUACUAAAUCUGAAUGAGAAUAAAAAAUGUGUUUUCAAAGAA